AUGACUGGUAGAGUCAUACGCCCUCAUCCCAAGUCACGAACAGGUUGUGCUACAUGCAAGCGUCGAAAAGUCAAGUGUGACGAAGAAUACCCCUUGUGCAGAAAUUGCAUAAAGAGACGGGUGGAUUGCGUUUGGCCCGCGAAAACCUUCAAAUUUGUGCACUCGUCACCUGAGGGCAGACGGGUCUCCUCUACCUCUCUUUCAACUGCCUUGUCGCGUCGACGGCCUAAAGAGAUCUCGAUCCUCUCUACUUUUCAGCAUCCUGAUGCUUCCUUUGUUCUUAGCGCGCGGACGUUGGAGCUGAUGCACCACUAUACCAGCACGGCGUGCUACACUCUCACUUUCGUCAAUGAAACCACUCUGGACAGCGUAUGGAACACUGCGGUGCCGAGAUUAUCCUUUAACGCCAACGGUUCUCAUCUUCUUCAUGCCAUCCUGGCGGUCUCCGCUCUUCACCUCUAUUCUGCCGACCCCACCAGCCCGACGGCCGGACGCUACUCCCAUGCGGCUACUGUACACUGCAACGCGGCCCUGGCGGGGCUCACCAUUCCCUCUUUUGAUAGCGCUAAUCUCAUCCCUUUCGUGUUCACCCUCUCGAUAGUCGUCAUAUACGGCUUUGCCAUAUCACCCCCUUCAUUGACCUCCUCCAACUCGCGGUUCCGGAACUGGUUACGUAUCCUUCGAGUCUUGACUAAAACAUGCCAGCAAUGGCCGGCCCUUCCGCAGGGCGUGACCGGCACGUUGGCCAGCAGGUUUCCACCGUCCCCCUCAGCACUGCUGUCGGCGCUGCCAAGCCCCAAGUCUGGAGACAUCUUUCCUCAAUUCCUGUUUACCCUCCCGUUCCCCACUCCGGGCGCCCCAGAUCCGGAAGAGGUCGCUGACGAGGAAGUGGCGGCGGACUAUCAGUGGGCUCUUACGUUGCUGCAGCUCGCUUGGAAAGCAUCGUUUAUCCCUCAGUACCAGGGAUACGCGCUCCUUGCGUGGUUCGCGGGCGUCUCAGACAGGUUUUUGACGUUCGUAUUCGAGCGGCGCCCGAGGGCCCUGUUGCUUGUGGCGCAAUACUGCGUCAUCAUGCAAAGUAUGGAGCAGAAGAACACAGAUCCGAACUGUCCUUCGUCAUGGUGGGCACAGAGGAAGAACAAGUGGGAAGGGAUUAUCACGGAGCUAAUGUGCCAGAUCGGACCACAAUGGACCGAGUGGCUGAGUCGGAACGCGUAG
This is a messenger RNA of Guyanagaster necrorhizus, 1218 nucleotides long. RefSeq lists its product as uncharacterized. Bases 1 to 1218 code for a protein of 405 amino acids. The transcript has 2 exons. Gene Ontology annotation, biological process: regulation of transcription by RNA polymerase II. The record is from RefSeq and is a predicted model, not a curated record. NCBI's taxonomy places the organism in Eukaryota, Fungi, Basidiomycota, Agaricomycetes, Agaricales, Physalacriaceae. Gene Ontology annotation, molecular function: zinc ion binding; DNA-binding transcription factor activity, RNA polymerase II-specific.